This is a messenger RNA of Fraxinus pennsylvanica, 4305 nucleotides long. Lineage: Eukaryota; Viridiplantae; Streptophyta; Magnoliopsida; Lamiales; Oleaceae. The record is from the annotation of a GenBank genome assembly.
AUGCCGCUGAUUUCUGGUAAUAAUUCUGAAUCAUCGAACGCAGUUAAAACCCCGUUCCGAUACCAACAACCCGACCCGUCUGACUCCACUACGACGUUGAUGAAGACUUUAAGCUCGCCGGAAUUGUUCUUGAAAUCAGCUUCUGAAGAUAAUUUCUUAGUGAAUUCUACUUACAAGGAUAAGGCCUGUAAAUCUGAUGAUGGCGACAUCACUUCGUACACCAGUCGCAGUUUCGAGUUCCGUGAAGAUCCCUCCUUCUGGAAUGACCACAAUGUUCAGGUUAUUAUUAGAACUCGUCCUUUGAGUAGUUCUGAAAUAUCACUGCAAGGGCACAAUAGAUGUGUUAGGCAAGACAGUUCCCAGUCAAUUACUUGGACAGGGCAGCCAGAAUCGCGCUUUACCUUUGACCUAGUUGCUGAUGAAAAUGUUAGCCAGGAAAUGCUAUUUAAAGUAGCUGGAGUGCCUAUGGUGGAGAAUUGUGUGGGAGGAUAUAACAGCUGUAUGUUUGCUUAUGGACAAACUGGAAGUGGAAAAACUCACACAAUGCUUGGUGACAUUGAGGGUGGCACGCGAAGACACAGUGUUAAUUGUGGAAUGACGCCUAGAGUCUUCGAAUACCUAUUCUCUAGAAUUCAAAAGGAAAAGGAAGCUCGCAGGGAGGAAAAAUUAAAAUUUACUUGUAAAUGUUCAUUCUUAGAGAUUUACAAUGAACAGAUUCUUGAUCUUUUGGACCCUUCAUCUGUCAAUUUGCAGAUCAGAGAAGACAUUAAGAAAGGCAUUUAUGUAGAAAAUCUCAAUGAGGUUGAGGUCACGAGUGCUCGGGAUGUGAUCCAGCAACUUAUUCAGGGUUCAGCAAACAGAAAGGUAGCUGCAACUAAUAUGAAUCGUGCUAGUAGUCGUUCUCAUAGCGUAUUCACAUGCAUUAUAGAAAGCAAGUGGGAAUCCCAAGGGAUAACUCAUCACCGAUUUGCUCGACUUAAUCUUGUAGAUUUAGCAGGAUCGGAAAGGCAGAAGAGCUCUGGUGCUGAAGGCGAACGUCUAAAGGAAGCUACAAACAUCAACAAGUCGCUUUCUACAUUAGGGCUUGUCAUAAUGAACCUCGUGAACAUCUCUAAUGGGAAGUCACUUCACGUUCCUUAUAGGGAUUCGAAGCUCACAUUUUUGCUUCAGGAUUCAUUGGGAGGGAAUGCCAAGACACUAAUCAUUGCAAACAUUAGCCCUUCUAUCUGCUGCUCACUGGAGACUUUAAGUACAUUGAAGUUUGCCCAACGUGCCAAAUUUAUAAAAAAUCACGCUAUUAUUAAUGAAGAUGCUUCCGGGGAUGUGCUUGCUUUGAGAAUGGAGAACCAAAAUCUCAAGAAAGAAGUAUCACGUUUGCGAAGUCUAGUCAAUGGAGGAGCUGAAGGCAAUGAUGCUGACAUUUCAUCAGUAACCUUUCCAGGAUCUCCAGGAUCCUUUAAAUGGGAAAGGCUUAAUGGAUUUUCCAGUCCGCUUAUAUCGGAUAAAAAGAUGUCACAUCUUCAGAAAAAAGAGUUUGAAGUUGCCCUUGUUGGAGCUUUCCGUAGGGAAAAGGAUAAAGAAAUUGCACUGCAGACAUUGACAGCAGAGAAUCAGGCAGCUGUGCAGCUGGCCAAACAAAGGGAAGAUGAGAUACAAGGAUUGAAGAUGAGAUUAAGAUUCCGAGAAGCGGGAAUAAAGAGACUUGAAGCUGUUGCUUCUGGAAAGAUCUCUGCUGAGACUCAUUUGCUAGAAGAGAAAGAGGAGCACUUAAAGGAAAUAGAGGUCCUACGUACUCAGGUUGACCGCAACCAAGAGGUAACAAGAUUUGCUAUGGAGAAUUUGCGGCUGAAAGAAGAGAUCAGAAGGUUAAAGUCAUUUUAUGAAGAAGGUGAACGGGAAAGAAUGAAUGAGCAGAUAGUGAUAUUACAGAACAAGUUGCUAGAAGCUCUAGAUUGGAAACUCAUGCAUGAAUCAGAUCCCCCGAGUGCUCAGGAGUCUGCAUCACCUUGGCAUAACUCGACAAAUGAGGAGAACGAGUUUCUCCAUAUGCAGGCCAUUCAGAAUGAAUCAGAACUCAAUUCACUUCGCAAGAAACUUGACUUCUGUGUUGAAGAAAAUGAAAAGUUAGAAAGGCAUGUUAAAGAAUUGGUAAAAGAGCUUGAGGCAGAGAGAAAAUCACACGAAGCCAAAGCAGAUGAAACACAGAAGGGACAAACCGAGCUUUCUUCUUUGACGAGCAAUCAAAUGCUCAAUAUUGGAGAAUGUGAACAGAUGGAAAUUAAAACUAUGGUUGAUGCAAUUGCUGCUGCCAGUCAAAGAGAAGCAGAAGCUCAUGAAAUGGCAAUUGUCUUGUCCAAAGAAAAUGAUGAACUCAAGAUGAAACUGAGGGUCUUAAUUGAGGAUAACAAUAAACUGAUUGAAUUGUAUGAAGGGGCUGUUUCAGACAACAGGAAAAAUAGUGAUGGAUCUCUAAAUCCUCAAGACGACGAAGCUAAAAAUAACAUCCAUCACUGUGAUGAAUUAGCUGAAGAGAAGGAACUGGCUAUAAAAAAUGUAGUUGAGAGUCUGGAGCAUCAACUCACGGAAAUGCAUGAAGAAAAUGAUAAGUUGUUGGGUCUUUAUGAGAAGGCCAUGCAAGAGAGGGAUGAAUUUAAAAGAGUUCUUGCUUCUGGUCAAAAGAAAAAUGAUAACAACAAAGGAGAAUUCAACUGUCCAGAAAAACUUGUUGAAAUUGAUGGAGGCCAAUGUCUCAAAUUUGAUGAAUCUCCUGGUUUUGAAGACGAUAAAUAUGAGAGGGAGGAAACAGGUUCCACUGGACCAUAUGUGCAGAACGUUGAUAGAGAGCUUGCAUUCGAGGAUCAACCUGAAUCCAGCACAGAGGUGUUAUUGAACGAAACUUGCUUGUAUGAAGUAAACGUGCAAGACGAUUAUGGCCAAUGCUUGAAUGAUUCAGAAAUAAGCAAUUAUUCUGACUCAAGUGAAGCUGGUAGGCAAUGUCUGCUAGAAGUUACAGAGAAUUUUGAGUCAAGACCUAUUGAAGAGGACAGAAUGGAAACAGACGAGUUAAUGAAACUUGAAGAAAGUAAUAUGAUGCAGAAAACUAGUUUGCUGGAACUUAAUGCAGCAGAGGUUUCCAGGACUGCUGGGUGUAACAUGGAGAUGCAGGCAAAAUCAUCGAGCACCAUUCUCGUAAAUGUUUAUAAAGAUCUAGAUUCAUUGAGAAAGAAGCUCACAGAAGCACAAGAAAAGCUUUCAGACUCUGCUCAAACAAUAAGAAUGUUUGGUUCACUUGAAAGAGCAAUCCUUGAUGUUGAUGUGCUUUCAGGAGAGAUUGAAAAACUGGAAAAAGAUAUUCAGGAAAAACAACAGUGCCAUGCAUCACUCAAGCUUCUUUCUUCACAGAUUCAGGAAAGAAGAGAUCAGCUUGACAAGAAAUUAUCAGCUCUUAAGUACUCUUUGGCAAGCUUUUCUUCUUCGGUUAGUUAUUUUGAACAACGCGAAACUUUUGCAAGUUCAAGGUUGAAUGCUUCAGAAUGUCAUCUAAACCAAAGGAAAGUGGAAUUGGCUCGUCUUCACAUCUCGAGGAAGGAAAUAAUGGAUGCUCAAUUGAAGAUUAAGCAAUCUGAAGUUGAAUCAAAAAACUGCCUGGAAGACUUGAAAUCACAAGUGGAGGAAGAAAAUCGAAGACUGGAAAGUGAAAGAGUCCUCUUUGCCAUAGAUAAUGUCGAGAAAACAGCUAUUGACCUCUCACAGAAGAAUUGGCAAUUGAGUGGAAAAGCUACAGAGUUACUGAAGUCUGAAGAAGAGAAAACAAAGCUGCAAAAUCAGAUAAAGCAGACUCGAGAAAAACUCGGGGAUUUGAAAAGGGAAGGGGAAGCUUUAAACAAGAAAUUAGGUAAGGUGGAAAGUGAUAUACAAGUCCUCGAAAUGGAGGUACACAAGGAUAUGCAGUUUGUACAAGAAAUGGACCACAAGCUUCAACAGAUAAUCCAGGAGAAAAAGAUGCUCUUGGAAAUCAAAGACGAGGGAAGAAAUAGAUUAGAGAGCAUGAUUAUCGAGUGCCAUCAGAGCAUGUUUGAAGGAGAAUUAAAAGAGGAAGAGAUGAAGAUCGUGGACGAGGAAUUGCAGAUGGAAUUGCAAAAAAUUGAAGAUUUACAGAAAGCAAAAGCAGAAGCUACAAAGAGAAAGACACAGUUAUUGGAGGCCAUGUCAUGCAGCAACUCAUGCUUUUCUGAUAAGGUAGAGGAGGAUCUUCAUAGUAUACGAAUAUCGGUUAUGGAACUGAAUUCAUUGCUUCAUGAAUAG